AUGAUGAACCGAUCGCUAUUGCGUGCAGCUGCACGCUCUGUCCAGGCUGGUCGCUCCGUCGCUGGCCGGCGGUACGCUUCUUCUGCCGUCUUCAAUUGGGAGGAUCCCCUCGCCGCGGAGGAGCUGUACACACCGGAGGAGCUGGCGAUUCAAGACACAGCCCGGCAAUACUGCCAAGACCGAUUGAUGCCGCGUGUAUUGGAGGCCUACCGUAACGAAGACUAUGACCGUCGAAUUCUUGAAGAAAUGGGCGAAUUAGGCUUGCUCGGCGCCUCAAUCCAGGGAUACGAUUGCGCCGGCGUGAGCACCGUAGCCUCUGGCUUGAUUACCAAGGAGGUGGAGCGCGUGGACUCCGGCUAUCGCUCUGGUAUGUCGGUGCAGAGCUCACUCGCCAUGACGGGUAUCUACGAGUUUGGCACAGAGGAGCAGAAGCAGCGAUGGUUGCCGGGACUUGCCAAGGGCAAACUGUCAGGUUGCUUUGGUCUGACUGAACCCAAUCACGGCUCUGACCCUGGUUCCAUGGAGACGGUGGCCCGCGAGCACCCGACUCAGAAGGGCAUGUACUUGUUGACAGGAAGCAAGACCUGGAUUACUAACUCGCCUAUUUGCGAUCUGGCUCUGGUGUGGGCGAAGCUCGAGUCCACCGGCAAGAUCCGUGGCUUCAUUGUCGAGCGUGAGCGCUGCACGCCUGGCUCGUUUGAGACUCCCGCGAUCAAGAAUAAAAACGGCCUUCGUGCUUCGAUUACUGGUAUGAUCCACAUGGAUGACUGCCCUGUCCCAGCGGAGAACAUGUUGCCCAAUGUUGAGGGUCUCACGGGUCCGUUCACCUGCCUAAACAGCGCCCGAUUGGGGAUUGCUUUUGGUAGCAUGGGCGCUUUGGAGGACUGCCUUGCCCGUGCGCGUGAGUAUUCGCUUGAGCGCAAGCAAUUCAAGGGUAACCCUCUGGCCAAGUACCAGCUUGUUCAGAAGAAGCUGGCUGAUGCAGCCACGGACGCCGCUUACGGCACACUGGCGGCAGUGCAGGUGGCUCGUCUUAAGGACGCAGGCAAGGCAACUCCGGAGAUGAUCUCCAUGAUCAAGCGACAGAAUUGUGAUCGUGCCCUGGUCAAUUCGCGGAUUCUUCAAGAGAUCUUUGGCGGAAACGCUGCCAGUGAUGAGUACCACAUUGGACGUCAUGUGUCCAAUCUUUUCGUGGUGCAGACUUACGAGGGUCAAAGUGAUAUCCACGCAUUGAUUCUCGGUCGCGCUAUCACCGGCAAGCAGGCCUUCGUCUAG
Molecule: messenger RNA, 1275 nt
Organism: Penicillium maclennaniae
Lineage: Eukaryota; Fungi; Ascomycota; Eurotiomycetes; Eurotiales; Aspergillaceae
Product: acyl-CoA dehydrogenase
Exons: 4
Coding region: 1-1275 (424 amino acids)
Biological process (GO): fatty-acyl-CoA biosynthetic process; fatty acid beta-oxidation using acyl-CoA dehydrogenase
Cellular component (GO): mitochondrial inner membrane
Molecular function (GO): fatty-acyl-CoA binding; glutaryl-CoA dehydrogenase activity; flavin adenine dinucleotide binding
Source: RefSeq, a predicted model, not a curated record